Molecule: messenger RNA, 8040 nt
Organism: Pelmatolapia mariae (spotted tilapia)
Lineage: Eukaryota; Metazoa; Chordata; Actinopteri; Cichliformes; Cichlidae
Gene: mark4a
Product: MAP/microtubule affinity-regulating kinase 4a
Exons: 17
Coding region: 600-2885 (761 amino acids)
Biological process (GO): intracellular signal transduction; protein phosphorylation; microtubule cytoskeleton organization
Cellular component (GO): cytoplasm
Molecular function (GO): ATP binding; protein serine/threonine kinase activity; tau-protein kinase activity
Source: RefSeq, a predicted model, not a curated record
UGUCUUCUUCCUGACUUUACGGUGGUGCGCAUCUCACCGACCGGGAAUACCGAUUUCUGAACAUUUCGGCCUUUUCCCUCCGCUGCACCGUAAAGCCGCGUUUUCGUGCUGCGGCUUGCAUUGGCGUUGUGGGGUUAAGGACAGGCUCUGUUGGUCGGUAUUAUGACAGAGGGAGAUGACACACAUCCAGAGGGAGCUGUGUUUGUUUUGUAUGGCGAAAUGAGGAUGAGGCAGGGGGUGGAGAGUCGCCACAGAGACGCUGGGUUCCGUCCAAACAUCACCGCAUUUUAGCACUUCUUCAGUGCUCGGGAUUUGCGUUACACGGCAUCUGCUGCACCGCUCAUUUUUUCCCUUUCUUGACAGUGCAUGGUGGAACAUGCAGCUUGUUUGAGGACACCCCCCUUCCACAUACCCAUUGCUGCCAUGAUAGGCAGAGGUCUCCUCUCGACCGUGGCUCGGCCGGUUGGAGAAGAGGCAGAUUGAUUUGGGACGGUGGGUCAUAUCUGCGGAUGUUAUUCCGUCUGUGGAGCCUGUAAAUCUCAUCCGCGCGCGCACACCGUGAUUCUUACUCAGGGAAAAAAAAGGAGAAAGAAAACAACAUGUCUUCUCGAUCUGCAUUACCGUCUGGAAACGACAGGAGUAGUGGAGACCAUCAUGUGUCACUGGGGGCCAGCCGCUCAGAUAAGGCCACCAGCCAGUCCAGCCGCUCUCUGGGUGCCCGGUGCAGGAACUCCAUUGCCUCUUGCUCUGACGAACAGCCGCACAUAGGCAACUACCGCCUGCUCAAGACCAUUGGCAAAGGAAACUUUGCCAAGGUCAAGCUAGCCCGCCACAUUUUGACGGGCAGGGAGGUUGCAAUAAAAAUCAUUGACAAAACUCAGUUGAACCCAACCAGCCUACAAAAGCUUUUUCGGGAGGUACGGAUAAUGAAAGGCUUAAAUCACCCAAACAUAGUGCAGCUUUUCGAGGUGAUUGAGACGGAUAAGACCCUUUACCUAGUCAUGGAAUAUGCCAGUGGAGGUGAAGUUUUUGACUACCUCGUGUCUCAUGGGAGAAUGAAGGAAGUUGAAGCAAGAGCCAAAUUUCGACAAAUUGUUUCUGCUGUCCACUACUGCCACACGAAGAACAUUGUCCAUAGAGAUUUGAAGGCAGAGAACCUUCUGCUGGAUGCCGAUGCCAACAUCAAGAUUGCCGACUUCGGCUUCAGCAAUGAGUUCACCCUGGGCAACAAGCUGGACACGUUCUGUGGCUCACCGCCCUAUGCUGCGCCUGAGCUUUUCCAAGGAAAGAAGUAUGACGGGCCCGAGGUAGACGUCUGGAGUCUGGGAGUCAUCCUCUACACGCUGGUCAGCGGCUCGCUGCCCUUUGAUGGGCAGAAUCUGAAGGAGCUGAGGGAGCGCGUGCUGAGGGGAAAGUACCGCGUGCCCUUCUAUAUGUCCACAGACUGUGAAGGCAUCCUUCGCCGAUUCCUGGUGCUCAAUCCCGCCAAACGCUGCACACUUGAGCAAGUCAUGAAGGACAAGUGGAUAAAUGCAGGGUACGAGGGGGAUGAACUGAAGCCUCAUAUAGAACCUGUUGAGGACUACAGUGAUCCAGCUCGCAUCGAGGUUAUGGUCGGGAUGGGCUUCACUCCAGAGGAAAUCAAGGACUCUCUGCUUAAUCAAAAAUAUAACGAGGUCACCGCUACCUACCUACUGCUUGGCCGCAAAGGCGAUGACGGCAGUGACGCCCGCACUGCUAGUAGCCUGUCCCUGGCGAGGGUACGACCCAGCCCUAUCACCAACGGGACCAACAAGCACUCCUCAGCCACUGGCUCCUCCUCUUCCUCCACCUCUUCGUCACAUAGCAAGACUCAGCGUAGUGCCUCCACCUACCACAGGCAGCGACGACACAGUGACUUCUGCGGGCCCUCCAUGCCCGUCAUGCACCCCAAGCGAAGCCCAACCAGCACGGGCGACCGGGAACUGCGGGAGGGAAGGAUGCCUCCGCGCAAGGCUAGCUGCAGUGUGAUGGGGAGCCGCAGCCUGCCUCCCUCUAGUCCAAUGGUUAGCAGUGCCAACAACCCCAACAAGUCUGAAAUCCCAGACCGUCGCAAAGACAUGACUGCCACCACGAAUAACAUCCCCGGAAGCGCCAUGACACGCCGGAAUACAUAUGUGUGCACCGACCGUUCAGGAACUGAUAGACACUCUCUUCUGCAGAACGGCAAAGACAACAGUUCCCUGGGCCACCGCAUGCCGGCAGCGUCUCCCUCCACGCUCAGCAUUUCUGCAGCCGGAGCUACAGGCUCAUCUUCCUCCUCAGACCGAUGCCGCCUGACUCGAGGCUCCACAAUCCGCAGCACCUUUCACGGGGGACAGCUGAGGGAUCGUGGUCCCCCGGUCUACUCUGCCCCGCCCACUUCACCCACUCUGUCGCACCACGACGCAAGCCCAUUGACCCAUGCCCGCACGAGGGCCACCUCCAACCUCUUCACCAAGUUGACCUCGAAACUCACUCGCAGGGUCACAAAUGAAUCUGAGGGAAUCAGGAGAUUUGCGGUCACAAGUUGCCAUCUACCUGGGUAUCAAAAAGCGUCCGAGCCCCGGGCCGUCGGACGUGGCUGGGAUCUGAGAGGCGGCGGGCGGCGGGACCCUGCGGAGGUGGUACUGGCUCUGCGGGAGGCAGCUCUCGGAUGUGGCUGCCAGGUCCACCAUGCCGGCCCCUUUCUGCUCUCCUGCACCCACGGCGUGGCAGGGGGCCGCGUGGCUUUCGAGGCCGAGGUGUGCCAUCUUUCCACAGGCACCUCUGAGACUUCUAACGGGGUGCGCUACACGCGACUCUGGGGGGCGCCGUUAGCUUUUCGGGACAUUGCCACCCAAAUCUCUAAGGACCUUGAACUUUGAUCGAGAGGGUGCGUUUGCAUACGAGUGCGUGGUUCCGUGUGAGUGUUGAUGUGUGUGCGCAAAGGAAAUCAAAAAAGGAAAACAAAAAAACAGAGAAGAGGUGAGGGGCUGGACCCGAAAGAAAAGACGUCUCCUUCUGUCUCUUUCAAGACUAACCUCCCCCCUGCACGCACACAUGCACACACACACACACACACACACACACACUGAUAGACACACACCUGAUCCGUAAAGUCAUACAGACUAAAACAUCCACCCUCCUACCCCCUGCCCCCUUCUCUCUCCACCCUACCCAACACAGCUCAGCUUUCCCUUCCCUGAGCUACUGCUCCCACUGGACCUGGAUCAGAUGGAAUAAGUUGAAUAUUUUUUAUUGCUACUCCUAGCCAUAAUGACUCUUUAUUUUGUUAUUUAUUGUUCUGGUCAUUGUUUUUACUCACUGUCACUUUCACCACUGCAGAAAAUCACCUCCUGUCUGUCUGACAUCCUCGUCCAUCCUUUUUUUAACACUUUUUUUAAUAUGUCACCUUUACAUUGUGUUACUGUUUUGUUUUUUUAAUUUUUAAUAUUCCCCCCUCACCGAUAGUUAUCCUGCUGAUAUAGUAACAUGCACAAACAAGGAAAUGGUCCAACUCAGCAAUCAGACGAGCAGCCGCAGUGUUACGUUGCUUUGAGUCGGGUAAAUACAGCAGUGACAAACACGCCGGAUUAAGGUCAGGGGAUGGGGUUGAUGGGCCGUUGAAACAGCCAGUCAGAAGCUUGAGUGCAGCACGGAGUUAUGACCUCUCAGUCAUAUUAGUUUCUCUGAGUGACGAGAGCAGACGCUUCAAAUUUAGCUAAUGUCGGUCAGUAGUAACUGUAAGGUCAAGCUCCAUUUUUCAGCCUUCUUUAACGCUAAAUCAGUCCAGCUGAUUUCCUCCUUUUAUUAUCCCAGCAAACAUUUCAGUGCUGAGUUAGAUCAAUGUUCAUUCUAAACAUCCAACAUGGGUUGAAAAAUAGUUCCAAAGUGAAAAAUGUGCUGAUUACAAAGAGCGGACAAAACAUUCUCACCACGAGGGAAACAUUUCUUAUCCUAAUCAGGUGAUCAUUUAUCACAGAGAGUCAUCAACAAAAUGCUUUUUCAGACAUAAACAAGGCGAUAACUAAAUAAAAGCUAAUGCAGGAGGACAAAAAGUGUGAUGAAAUGCACUUUCAUCCACAGAUAAAAUUGAUAUGAAAACAUCCUGGAGAGAUGAGGUCCAAUCAGAACUAAUGAAGUUGUGUAGAAGUGUAGAAAGGUUAGAUGCGCAUAUAUGAUCUGCCACUGUGAAAUGGUACAACUACGUUACAGCUAGCUGUCAUGCUCCCUGUUUCUUAUGUGAGAAUCAAAAUAUCCAGCGCUUGGGAGGAAGAGAAGAUCAGACAUGUGGACACAUUUUGCAUUUGAUGUCAAAGAAAAAAAUCCUUUGGAAAUGGUGUGGAGCAACUGUUACCAGUCAAAACUAAAUCUAAACCAAUUUAUGACACCUAAAUUAUGACUCAAACUAUGUUAUGCUUAAGUCAAAAGGCUAUCAGUUACUGUCAAAAUUAAGCUGUCAAUCACGUGGGUUGAAAAAAGGGAAGACAGAUGGUGCUCUUUUCCCAUUACCGGUAGUAACCAAGUUAUAACCUCCAGUAAUGAAAAAAAGUUUAAGUGCCAAACACUGCAGUUCUUCUAGUGGCCACUUGAGGCAGGCUCCAAAUGUGAAUCAAUCUCCAUAGACUCUCAUCUUCUUCACAGCACUUAAUAGCAUGCUUGCACUGUGGUACAGAAACAGUGUUGGCCUUUACAGUCCCUUUACAGAUGUGUUUACAGAUGUGCAGCUGUAGUUAAUAUGUUGUUGUUAAUAUGAGCUACUGAACUGGAUCUUUGAACUAUGUUUGUGGUAUUGGUACCUUUUAGAUAAUUUAUAAUGAAAUAAUCUGGCAAAUAAUAUAGCAUUGCCUGAAUAAUCCAAAAACCAAUAGGUCAGCCACAGAGGCUGUAUCCAUGUAUUAGUCUGUAUUACCUGUAUGCAGUCCACUGCAAUAAUGUGUGGGCAAAAAGAUUCUAUUAAGGCAGCUGUCACAAAGCUACCAUUGAGUCUUCAGAAUGCAAAGCUAAAAACCAUUUGCUGAUUUCACUCUGGCUAUGUCCAUCAUUUAUAUUUCAGUAUGUUUGCUGGGAUAACGCUCUUAAAUUAUUACAUAUGAUAAUUCGGUGCAGUAAGUUGUCCUUAAUGACCGUCUAUAAUAAAUACAGGAGCUAAAAUUGGCUAAAAUCAAUGUCCUUCAGUAUUUGUGACCGACCCCCAACCGAGUCAUUUAGAUUUCACCAACCUUCACUUUUCUUUAGCAGCCUUAUAAUAAGUCAGUUGUCAUUAAAGCAGAGGUGGGCCGUCACUCACCCCACCACAGACUUAGAGAGAUUCAGUAUUUCUGGUGUAUUUUCAGUGCAGGGCAGCUCUUCUGCCGCUUCUAUUCUGUGCCGUGCGAUCUCACCUCAGUCGUGAUCUCACUUUAGUCAUCGCCUCAGUUCUGUCGGUGGGAAACGCCAAAAAGUGGAUCGGCCAAGCAGCAGCGCAAGCGCUUGGAUUACACACUCGCCGUCACACACACAGAGGCGGCGUGCACUCUAACGCCCGCCCUCUUUCUUUUUUCUUUUUUUUUCUUGUGGUACAGUGUAUUAACUGCUCUGUCCAUUACUGAUGACCGUGGGGAUCAGGGGAGGGGGGAGCGCUCUGUAUUCGGAAAGGCACGACGAAGGCAGUGUGGACAGUGUUUUCUUCUUGUUAGUCCAGUUGCCUUUAAAGUGAACUACCCCCAGCGCCUUCAUACAAUACACAUUUAAUGUAAAAAAGUAAAAAAAAAAAAAAAAAGAGAGAGAGAAAAGUGCGAGAGCUUUCUAUUCUCCCUCCCUGUUUUUAGUGAAUAAUGUACUGUGAUAUUUGCGUAGGCUACAGAGAUCAUAUUGUUUGGCUGCUGAUUUACUGUUAAUACUGUCUCUCAGUUGUGGCUUUGCUCAUGGUGACCUACCCCCACCACCCAGCCCCACCCCAUUCCAUUCCCACCCCUACAUUUUACAGGGAUCGCUGACCUUCUGUUCGCCGCCUCCAUACGUACCGCCAACUUUAUCCGGUCGAGCAUUCGUCUUUCUUUAUUGCAGGGAAAUGGUCAGCCAUCAUCCACUCUCUCACAUUGUUCUACAUUUUUCAGUCCAGUAUGGUGUUUGCUGUUUCACGUAGCCCAGCAGGGGAAGUCGAUGUUGACCUGCCCUCCCCCUCAGGGUGAGAAGCAGACACCAGAGUGGACACCAGGAGUCUGUCCUUGUCCUCUCCCUGGACGUUUCUCAUUGUGGUGUAUAUUAGCAUUAGGUAAUAUAGACCUCAAUGCACUUUGCUUUGACUUGAAUCAGCUCCUUCCAGUGUACCUGUAUAGGUAAUACCCAGAACUAGCCACUGGAAGGCGCCAAUGUCUUAAAUGUGAAACACUUCAAUUUGUGGAUAUUUGCACAGGUACUUUAUUUAUUUUUUAGAAUAAUAUCAUUAAAAAAACAGGAUUUAUAUCAGUCAGUUGAUGGCUGUAUAUAAAAUAUAUGAAUAUAGUAUAUAUCUUAGAGCUCAAGGUUUAUUUAUAGCUAGAGCAAGGGAAGUAAUUCUAGAUUAAAGCAGUUUCUGUCAGUGAUAAUGGGGAACAAAACCAAGCUGCAAUCUUGCAUGAGUUCAGAGUUUGGGUUAUACUGGAAAAAAUGAAAUGUGAUGCACAUCUUGGACUGGAAGCUUUGUGAAAUGCAGACACACACAGUCACUUUUCAGACUUGAGUUGCUAAAUGAAAUGCCAGAAUAUCCCCCACCCCCUUUCACAAAAAGUAACAGAAGGGCUCAUGUGAGACACAGUAACUUCACUCCACCUUGUUGCAACAGGAUAGCUUCAGCACUCAUUCAAGAGGGCAUCUUGAGUUUAUAGAAGUCUUUGGAUAUGCCGUAAAACAUACCACAGCGUAGAGUAUGAGGUGCAGCCAAAGAAUUACAAGACUUGUUGCGGUGAAGAAGACAAGGUCGCAGAGACGCAGCUCUGUGUUGCAGAGCAGGCAGUGAGCAACGAUUGUGCUGGUAUGGUCCAAACACUUGCACGUGCAUUUGAGCUGAUUGUUCUGUAGUAGGCUGUUACUAUAGAACUCUACAUUGGAAAUACUCAGUUCAGUUUGAUUUUAUUUAUAUAGCACCAGAUCACAACAAAUUCGCCUCAAGGCGCUUUAUGUUGUGAGGUAAAAACCCAACAAUAAUAUGACACUGAGGGACAAAUUCAUGCCAGAUCCUGGGUCUGAAUGUUGUGUCGAAGAUGCCCACAUACUGCCUCAGCUCCAUGGUACAAAGUGCAAAAGCCUAUCUACAGAACUUUGUCUAUCACAGGUUUUCAUGUUGAUAGAGUGACAAAAUGUGGAAUCCCGUUUCAUAAAGUCCUACUUGACAUUUUUUACGUACACAUGACCGUACCAUGCUGCACAACAGGAGUCUGUGAACUCUUUGAGUGCACCUCAUACAUAAGAAAAAUGAUUUAGAUCUUGCACGAGGACAGCUGCAGUUGGAAUAAAUUGUGCAGUUUGACUCCGUUUUAACUUGAAUUUCCAAGUCCCUGUCUGCAUUCAAGCCAUAGAAACGUUUCAGGUUGUUUGCUGAGCAGUUCAGCUGGAAUUUUUGAACUAAAUGGGUUGAAAAAAAGAGAAAAGCAAAUAACUUAUGGUUAAACAACUCACUCAUAGUAUAAGAUGGAUGAAUCAGGGGGAUUCUACUGUGAAGAAUUCUCAAAAAGAGGUUUUGGUGACGUGAGUGUUUGGGUAAAUGCUUGUAUACCUGCUCGGAGAAGGUGUAUCACUGGUCUAAAUGGUUUAAAUGGUGGAUGAUGACAGUAUUAGAAACCCGAGGAGCUCAGUAUUUAACAUUCACUGUCAUUUCAAAACUGAUUUUGGAUACAGUUAAUGUUACAUGCAAAAGAGACUUAAGAACACACACAGUUUGACCUGUAUGAGUAAUUUUACUCUCUUCUACUGUUUAAUUCCUCCCAUCAGAAGCAAACUGUAACCUGAAAUGAGUGGGUGUGAUGCGUAAGGAGAACAUGGAGCUGAAGAUGAAUAAAAUUCACUGAUGUUGGCAAUUUU